AUGAAUUGGCUUUUGAAUAUUCUCUGCAUACUAAACUUUCAAAUUUCAUGUACUAAAGCUCAACAAGAAUACUCAGGUAGUUCAGUAUUGAAUUGUGAAAACGUCGAAACGAAUUACUCUUGCAAUGGAAGAAAUUUCACUUGUCAAGCAUUUCUCAUAUUCAAGGCUAGGGAUCCUUAUAAUUCAGUACCUGGAAUUGCUGCUCUCAUGUCUUCAAACAUGUCUGAGAUUGCACGUAUCAACAAUGUCACGAGGCUUACAGUGUUCGCACCAGAAAAGGAGGUUAUAAUUCCAGUGGACUGCUCUUGUUCAGGUUUGUAUUAUCAAGCCAAAACCAUGUACUAUAUAUCAGCUGUUAUUGAAACAUACUUUGUGAUAGCAAAUAAUACUUAUCAAGGAUUAUCAACCUGUAAUGCAUUAGUAUGUCAAAAUGAAUACGAUGAGUUUAGUUUGAGACCUGGUCUUGAGUUGCAAGUUCCUCUCAGGUGUGCCUGUCCAACAGCAAAACAAGCUGCAAAAGGCUCAAAGUAUUUGAUGACUUAUUCAAUAAACGUUGGCGAUGACAUCCUUACAGUCUGCAAAAGAUUUAACGUUAAUGUAAGGAACAUAACCGAAGCAAAUGGAUUCUUGGAUGAAAAUUCUGUUUUGUAUCCUUUUACAACCAUUCUAAUUCCCCUGCCUUCUGAACCAUCAAAUUUAGAUACCGGAAAUGAGAAUUAUAGAAAACCUAUUAGGUCGUUUUCACCUCCAUCUGCAGCUAAUGCUUCAAAGGGAAAAUCAAAGAGAAAUCUUUACAUAGGUAGUGGAGUUGCAACAGGCUUUGUGGUUUCUUGGGUCAUCCUUCUUGCUUUGUUUAAGAAAAGAGAUAGCAAAUUUCCGAGGAGGUCUUCAAGUCAUGAAGAUAUCCUCGUGGAGAUCGCGAACAUAGAUCAUGUCCCUAAGGUUUUUAAGUUCAAAGAAUUGAAGCACGCUACGCGAAACUUUGACUCCAAGAACUGGAUAAAGGGAUCUGUAUACUGGGGAGGGUUUAAAGGGGAAAUCUUAGCAGUCAAAAUGGCGAUCACGGAUGUAUCUAGAGAAGUGAACAUACUACAUAAGAUCAAUCACUUCAAUCUAAUAAAGCUUUGUGGCUAUUGUGAACAUAAAGGUUGCUUCUUUCUUGUCUUUGAAUACAUGAAAAAUGGCUCUCUCAGGGAAUGGCUGACCAGAACCAAGUGUCAAGAUACCAUCAGCUGGAAAAAUAGGAUUCAGAUUGCGUUGGAUGUAGCUAAUGGACUUCAUUAUCUUCACAGCUUUACCAAACCAGGCUACAUCCACAAGAACAUCAACAGUAGAAACAUUCUCCUCGACAACAACAUACGAGCAAAGAUUACAAACUUCAGUGUUGCUAAAGAAACGGAUACAUCAGGCAGGAGUUGGUAGCUUGUGGGGACAACAGGAUACAUGGCUCCUGAGUACGCUGAGAGAGGGACAGUGACUUCAAAGAUGGACAUUUAUGCCUUUGGAGUUGUACUGUUGGAAUUAGUCACCGGCAAAGAUGCUGUAAUUGUAGAGGAAAGUGGAGAAAUUCUACUUUCUGCUGCAGUAGCUGCAAUAAUGGAAGGAGAAAAUGCAGAAAUUGAACUGGAUGGAUUCAUCAAAGCAGAUAUAAGGGAAGAUAGUGAUUUGGAAAUAGCAAUGUCAGUAGCCAACCUAAGCUUAAGAUGCUUGACUCGAGAACCAACAAAUCGUCCAAGCAUGGAAGAGACAGUAUCAUGUUUACUGAAGAUUCAAGUAAAUGUACAUAAGGCAGAAUAAACCAGUUAGAAUUAAGAAUAUGGACAUUUUUUUUGCAUUUCUUCUAGAGCCUAGACUAAGGCCUCAUUUGUAUUUUUUAAGAUUCAGACGUCUAAAUUCUGAAU
Solanum pennellii is the source of this 1901-nucleotide messenger RNA. RefSeq names its product protein LYK5-like. Gene Ontology annotation, biological process: protein phosphorylation. The record is from RefSeq and is a predicted model, not a curated record. Gene Ontology annotation, molecular function: ATP binding; protein kinase activity. NCBI's taxonomy places the organism in Eukaryota, Viridiplantae, Streptophyta, Magnoliopsida, Solanales, Solanaceae.